Anopheles stephensi (Asian malaria mosquito) is the source of this 889-nucleotide messenger RNA. Its product is annotated as ejaculatory bulb-specific protein 3-like. The record is from RefSeq and is a predicted model, not a curated record. The coding region runs from base 216 to 587 and encodes 123 amino acids. The transcript has 3 exons. Lineage: Eukaryota; Metazoa; Arthropoda; Insecta; Diptera; Culicidae.
UAAAAACAAAGGUACGGUCCGGCGGUAGCGUUUAGUAGUGACCGAUAGAGAGUUGCGUACGGAGCUUGCGUGUCCGUUGUCCACCAUUUUCGCUGUCCGAUUCGUGAACGAAAGUGAAAACUAGCCGCGUGGAGUUGAGCCCAGACAGUUCAACAAGGUGAACAAAGACGAGCAGACAAACAGUAAACAGCAACAAAAAUCAACAGCACAGCACAAUGAAGCACCUGACAAUGGUUGCCCUUUUGGCGAUGGUGGUGGUGCUGGCCAGCGCCCAGAAGUACACCGACAAGUUCGACAACAUCGACGUUGACCGCGUGCUGUCGAACGACCGAAUUCUCAACAACUACCUCAAGUGUCUGCUGGAUAAGGGACCGUGCACCCAGGAGGGCCGAGAGCUGAAGAAAACGCUUCCCGAUGCGCUGAAAACGAACUGCGAGAAGUGUAGCGAGAAGCAGAAGACCAGCUCCCGCAAGGUAAUCGCCCAUCUCGAGGACCGUAAGCCACAGGAAUGGAAGAAGCUGCUCGACAAGUACGACCCGGAAGGCAUCUACAAGAGCAAGUACGAGAAGCUCAACAAGCGAUCCUAGAGAGCUAAGGGCAAAGCAUCCAGAGGACUUCGAGCGACUUGUUAGCAUGAGCACUGCGGAGUGAGGACUUGUUGUUGAAGAAUGUGAUAUAAUUGUGUGCGUAAUGGUUCACCUGCUGAAGAUGCAUUUUUGUUUGGAGGAGGAUUUUUUGUUUUCUUAUACUCAUUUUGAACAUACGCAGUGUUCCUCACGGAAGUAGAGGAUAGGAUACGUUGGCAGGUGACGUUGUAAAGAGCCAUAAUUUAUUUGAUUUUCUGUCCGAGAAUUGAUAAUAAAACAAACCAACCCCUUAGAAUAACAAA